AUGGAUUUUGCAGAAAACCCGUGGGAGGACGUUUGCGUGGGGGAAAGGGAAGAACAGGAAACAUGGGAAGGGAUAAGCGAGAAAGGCGAGAGCGGGUCCCCGGGCGGAACAGACGACAACGCUGCCAAUGAGAGUGAUCAGGCCCACGAAGACGAUUUUGGCGAUUUUGGCGAGUUCGAGGAAGUGAAAGUCGACCGACCCGAGGUGGACUACAGCUGUCUGUCGCGGCUGGGACGUGCGACGUGCGACGACGCGACGAUGAGUUUUGAAGGAGAGUGGACGGGCAAGUAUUUAAGGCUUGUUGCUGCGGAGCGACAGUGGCAGCAACAGCACCAGCACAAAAGUUACCGGGGCCGCGCGGCACAUUUGGAGACAGAAACUCACCGCCGAGCAGAGGCUGUGGCGGCGCUGUGGACGAGCGUGGAGAAGCGAGUGGCGACAAAGGCGGGCGUGACGAAUCUUUUCAGCUGGUCGAGCACCAGGGAGACUGCAAAGCCGGCUAAGAAGACACAGCAGAUCAACUCCAAGCUGCUGCGCACGGCAGCCAUGGAAAGCCGCACCAUAAUAGACCGCCGACUGGAAGCGCAGCGGCAGCAGAAACAGAAGCUGGAGAAGGAGCGCCGCGAGCGAGAGAAACGGAUCCGGGAGGAGCGGCUGCGCAAAGAGCAGGAGGCUCUCAAGUACCGGUCGGUGGCUGCUGUGCCACAGAAAAAGGAGAGGACGCUGUUUGGCCGGCUGUUUGGGGAGAAGAGCAAAAUUGCCGCAGACAACCUUUCACACGACAAGAUUGUGCAGCCGGCGCCGACGGCCGAGGACGCCGACCUAAUCAGUGAGAUGAAGGAACAGCUGCAGCGGCGUGAGGAUAGCGACGAGGAGGGCGGGGAAGUCGAUUACGGCGAGAUAUGCGCAGGUGCAGCCGACAGCUCAAGUCUGCAGGACAUAAUAGGGCAGGAAGAGGAGGGCUCAGACACGCAUUCGAAUCUCAACGAGAAUUUCGGCGAGUUCCACACAACCAUGCCGUUGGAAAACUCAAGCUCCGUCCAGUCCAACACGAGCCCACUCGCAAUUCCGGAAAAUCUCAUCGACCUGUAA
Molecule: messenger RNA, 1092 nt
Organism: Ogataea parapolymorpha DL-1
Lineage: Eukaryota; Fungi; Ascomycota; Pichiomycetes; Pichiales; Pichiaceae
Exons: 1
Coding region: 1-1092 (363 amino acids)
Source: RefSeq, a predicted model, not a curated record